AUGAAUUGGAAUAAGGGAUGGAAUUUUGAAAUUCAGAGAGAUGUUUUAGUUGUUCUAAGUGCACUUUUCCAUCAACAGGAUAAACACUGUUUCAAUAUUGAUGAUUCUGAUGAAGCAUUGGAGACCUUUAGAGUAAAGUUUAUCAAAUAG
This is a messenger RNA of Entrophospora candida, 150 nucleotides long. The record is from the annotation of a GenBank genome assembly. NCBI's taxonomy places the organism in Eukaryota, Fungi, Glomeromycota, Glomeromycetes, Entrophosporales, Entrophosporaceae.